Molecule: messenger RNA, 882 nt
Organism: Microtus ochrogaster (prairie vole)
Lineage: Eukaryota; Metazoa; Chordata; Mammalia; Rodentia; Cricetidae
Product: resistin like beta
Exons: 3
Coding region: 1-363 (120 amino acids)
Cellular component (GO): extracellular region
Molecular function (GO): hormone activity
Source: RefSeq, a predicted model, not a curated record
AUGUCCAUUCGACAGCAGGACACAGAGUUGAUGCCAUCAGAGACAGUUCUGAUGUCCUACGAAUGGAUUAGUCAGUCCCUCUCAACCAACAGCACAUUUCGGAAGAGGUUCCCAAGGAGAUUAUGUAUAACAUCACAUUUUUCCUCUUACUCAGAUGACUGUCCCUUCACUGCCACUAAGUCUUUGUCCUGCACUAGUGUCAAUGCUAGAGGCAAACUAGCCUCCUGUCCUGCUGGGAUGGCUGUCACUGGUUGUGCCUGUGGCUAUGGUUGUGGAUCAUGGGAUAUCCAGAAUGGAAAUACCUGCCACUGUCAGUGCGCAGGCAUGGACUGGACCACCGCCCGCUGCUGCCAACUGGCCUGAGAAUGAGGAGGCUGAGAACCUAGUUUGGAAAUGAUGACUGUAAAGAAACUGCAGUCUCAACUUGGCAACCUGGCUCAUAUCCCUUGAUGAAUUCAUAUUCGCUAUUAAUACUGCUUCUUGAAAAAUAAAGACAAAUUUCUCUCUCUCUCUCUCUCUCUCUCUCUCUCUCUCUCUCUCUCUCUCUCUCUGGUUUUGAGACUGGGUUUCUCUGUGUGGCUUUGAUCCUGUCUUGGAACUCUCUCUGUAAACCAGGCUGGCCUUGAACUCACAGAGACCCGCCCGCCUCUGCCUCUUAAGUGCUAGGAUUAAAGGCAUGUGCCACCACUGCUCAGCUUUUAUGUUAUGUCUCUAAUGUUAUUUCCCCUAUCUUGGGAAGCCUCUUGCCAGAAAACAUUUUCAGUACCUCAGAUUACAUCUCUGAAUGGCAUGUGAGAUGCGUGGCUAGGAAAUAUAUGGGAAGAAUGGGAAAUGGACAGAUCCUCCACUUCUCCUAGUCCCUCUGUUCAGAAAGCCUUGAGU